AUGAUAUAAAAAAUUACAAAAAUCUUUAAGUCUUAAUCUGAAUUUACAAAGAAUUUAGAGAAGAGCAGUUUAACGAAGGAUAAUUUUGUUUUUCGAUAAGAGGACAUAGAUUUGAUUCUUUAAUACAUGAUAGAUGAAAAAUUUAUUAAAGAAUUCUUUGAUGUCUACAUUGCUUAAGAAAUGCAAACUUAUACUAUUAAAAUGAAAAUGCUUAUUAUCAUCCACUAAAUAAUAAAUUUAAGUGAGGAGUUCUCUUCCAUAUUUAAUUGCAUUCGAUUUCAUAAUUUUAAUAAGCUGAAGCACUGCAAUAGAAAUAAUGAAGCUUGGUUGCUUUAAUCAAUAUAAAUUCCAUUUUUACAAUAUUUACAAAAAUUGUCAAUAAAUAUCAAAGACAUUAAAAGUUAUCGAACAUGUUUGUUUAGAAAAUAAGUUCUAAAUACAAAGUAUUAAAUCCUUAACUUCAUAGUUUGGUAAUCGAUAGUUUUAAAUUAAUUAAUAUCGUGAAUCAAGCUUUGUCAUUAGCCCCAAAUUUAAAAACUGCUUUAACAAAUUAUCCUUAUGAUUUUUUAUUAAAAAGGGCUGCCUUUAAUAUAUACUAAGAGAUUCAUACAUUCCAAAGAUAAUUAAUAAAUUCAUUAUCUGCAUUGCUUAAUGAAAACUCGCAAGCAAAAGAAGUUGAAAUAUAUGAAUUUCUGAAAGAAGUAUAUUUUUUUGCAGUACUUAUAUCAGGUUUAAGCAAUCGAAUAGAAAAUGAUGUACUUUUACUAAUUUCAUAAAAAAUUUGAUCCAAGUCAAUCAUUAAUUCCUCCUCUGAAAUUAAAAAUUGAUAGUGAGAGUGCUAAAUAUAUCGAAAGGUCUGCAAUUUAGGAAAGAGAAGCAUGUUAAUAAUCAAGAUAAGCUAAAACAAAGAGAGAAAUCUCUAGUUCAUCUCCAAUAAUAGAUUAUUAACUUAGUUGUGAAAGAAAAAAGAGAGAACCAUAAUUUCAGAAUCUUGUUUUAUAAAUGAACACUUAAGCAAAUCAAGCAAUAGUUUGGGGUUAAUAAAAGACAUUUUAAGAAGUUACAGAAACUAAUAUUGAUGAAAAACCUAAAUAAGAUGAAUAAAUAAGUUAACAAUUAAAAUAAUGA
Paramecium sonneborni is the source of this 1128-nucleotide messenger RNA. NCBI's taxonomy places the organism in Eukaryota, Ciliophora, Oligohymenophorea, Peniculida, Parameciidae. The record is from the annotation of a GenBank genome assembly.